This is a messenger RNA of Coturnix japonica (Japanese quail), 4632 nucleotides long. Lineage: Eukaryota; Metazoa; Chordata; Aves; Galliformes; Phasianidae. The record is from RefSeq and is a predicted model, not a curated record.
UGCACAGGGCCCGUUGGUGGCAUUGGGUCCCCUCUGCGCAGGGCGAGAGCCGAGCAGUUGUCCCCGCUGCGCCGCUUUCUGCCCGGCCACCGGGGAUCGUAUGAUGUGGACGGGAGGAGGAGCGAGGUCGGGACCCCCCCGGGCCGGGCCGGUGGCGGAGGGCAGACUCCAUCAGUGACCGAUGUGGACCUGGAGGCGGCGGGGAGCAGACAGCCCACGGCCCAUAGGGACACACAUGAGGGGUACGUGGAGCUGCACGAGCUGGUGCUGGACAGCAGGAAGGAUCCGUGCUGGAUGGAGGCCGGGCGCUGGGUGCAGCUGGAGGAGAGCAUGGAGCCGGGGGGGACAUGGGGCACCCACCUCCCCCUGCUCACCUACCACAGCCUGCUGGAGCUGCGCAGGGCCUUCACCAAAGGCAUCGUGCUGCUGGAUGUGGCCGCCACGUCGCUGGCAGCCAUUGCCAACACGCUGCUGGAGCAGCUCAUCUACGAGGGGCAGCUGAAGCCGCAGCACCGCGAGGACGUUCUGCGGGCGCUGCUGCUGCAGCACAAGCAUCCCAGUGAGGGGGAGUCGGUGUGGACGCUGCCGGCAGCGCAGCUGCAGCACUCGGAUGGGGAGCAGAAGGACGCGGAGCAGCGCGCAUUGCUGCGGGAGCACGGGGCCGUGGAGAUGAGGGAGCUGCAUGGGGCACAGCAGAGCCCCCCCGGGGCGCAGCUCGGCCCCCAGCUCCACCAGCAGCUCCCUGAGGACACCGAGGCCACGUUGGUGCUCGUGGGCUGUGCAGGGUUCCUGGAUCAUCCCACCUUGGCGCUGGUUCGGCUCCGUGCGGCGCUGCCUUUGGACUCGGUGCUGGCGGUGCCGCUCCCGGUGCGUUUCGUGCUCACGGUGCUGGGUCCGGACAGUCCCCGCAUCAGUUACCACGAGAUCGGCCGCGCUGCAGCCACCGUCAUGGCCGACCGGCUGUUCCGCCGUGACGCCUAUUUAUGUGGUGGUCGUGGGGAGCUGCUGGGGGGGCUGGAGAGUUUCCUGGAUGCCAGCAUCGUCCUGCCACCCCACGAGGUGCCCAACGAGCAGCACCUCCGUGCCCUGAUCCCGCUGCAGCACCAGCUGCUCCGCCGCCGCCACCAGCACCCGGACACCGUGCACAGCCACCACGUCCCCAAAGACACCGAGGGUAAGGACCAGGCUCCGGAUGAUGACGACCCGCUGAUCCGGACGGGGCGGCCGUUUGGGGGGCUGCUGAAGGACAUCCGCCGCCGCUACCCCAAAUACCUGAGUGACAUCAGAGACGCCUUGCACAGCCAGUGUCUCGCAGCCGUUCUCUUCAUCUACUUUGCUGCUCUCUCUCCUGCCAUCACCUUCGGGGGCUUGUUGGGUGAGAAGACCCGUGGGAUGAUGGGGGUGUCGGAGCUGCUGGUCUCCACCUGUGUGCAGUGUCUGCUGUUCUGCCUGCUGGGUGCGCAGCCCCUGCUCGUCAUCGGCUUCUCGGGGCCGCUGCUGGUCUUUGAGGAGGCUUUCUUCUCGUUCUGCGAGGCACAAGGCCUGGAGUACAUCGUGGGCCGGGUGUGGAUCGGCUUCUGGCUCAUCCUGCUGGUGCUGGUGGUGGUGGCCUGCGAGGGCAGCGUCCUGGUGCGUUACCUGUCCCGAUACACGCAGGAGAUCUUCUCCUUCCUCAUCUCCCUCAUCUUCAUCUAUGAGACAUUCGCCAAGCUGGUCACGAUCUUCAGGGCUCACCCGCUGCAGCGGAGGUACAACGGGAAGGACACCGUGGACCCGUCAGAGCCCCAACCCAACACGGCGCUGCUGUCCCUCGUCCUCAUGGCCGGCACCUUCUUCCUCGCCCUUUUCCUCCGUAAAUUCAAGAACAGCGCGUUCCUGCCCGGCACGAUCCGGCGCCUGAUCGGGGACUUUGGGGUGCCCAUCUCCAUCUUCAUCAUGGCUCUGGCUGAUUUCUUCAUUGAGGACACCUACACACAGAAACUGAAGGUGCCCCGAGGGCUGGAGGUGACCAACGCCACCGCCCGGGGUUGGUUCAUCCACCCCAUGGGCAACAACACCCCCUUCCCCAUCUGGAUGAUGUUUGCUUCUGUAGUCCCAGCCCUGCUGGUCUUCAUCCUCAUCUUCCUCGAGACACAGAUCACCACCCUCAUCGUCAGCAAACCGGAGCGGAAGCUGGUGAAGGGCUCAGGGUUCCACCUGGACCUGCUGCUGAUCGUGGCCAUGGGUGGCAUUGCUGCCCUGUUUGGCAUGCCCUGGCUGAGUGCUACCACGGUGCGCACCAUCACACACGCCAACGCUCUGACCGUCAUGAGCAAAAGCUCGGGGCCGGGGGAGAAGCCCAAGAUCCAGGAGGUGAAGGAGCAGCGCGUCACCGGGCUGCUGGUGGCCGUGCUGAUCGGCGUCUCCAUCCUGAUGGAGCCCAUCCUGAAGUUCAUCCCGCUGUCUGUGCUCUUCGGCAUCUUCCUCUACAUGGGCGUCACUUCGCUCAUUGGCAUCCAGCUCUUUGAUCGCAUCCUGCUGUUGCUGAUGCCCCCCAAGUACCACCCCAAGGAGCCCUAUGUCACCAGGGUGAAGACGUGGCGGAUGCACAUCUUCACCCUGACUCAGAUCCUGAUGCUGGCGCUGCUCUGGGGGGUGAAAGCCAGCCCGGCAUCGCUGGCGCUGCCCUUCGUCCUCGUCCUCACGGUGCCGCUGCGGCGGCUCCUGCUGCCCCGCAUCUUCAGCGACAUCGAGCUCAAAUGCCUGGACACGGACGACGCGGUGGCGACAUUUGAAGAGACGGAGGGCCAGGAUGUGUACAACGAGGUGCAGAUGCCCAGCUAAGGGCCCCACCGUGCCCCCACCCACAUGUACAUCCACCAUCACCCCCCAUUGCCACGUUCUGCCCACAGCAUCCCGCUAUGCUGCCCAGCAUCCCGGGGUAGGGAUGUUACCAGCCCAGCACAGGGGGUAGGGGUUUGUAAUGCAGAGAAAUGCUGCAAAAACACUGAAAAAAAAGCAAAAAAAAAUAGGCAAAAAAAUAGGCAAAAAAAAAAGGGAUGCUUCUGCAGGGAAAAGCCAAUGCUUGUGCAGGUAGAGCUUGCUGAAAACUGAGGGAAAUAGCAGGGAAAAAAUAGGAUAAUAAUGAUGCAAAAAGCACUUAGAAGCAGCAGCCGCCGCCAGGAGCCAUGUGUACAUUGCUGCUCACCACGGGGGGCUGUAACUUAUUGCUAAGGGCCGCGUGUGUGUGUACAUAGAGCUGAGCAAUGAGGGUAUGGAGACUGAGCGGGACCAGCGCCGGGCAGGGACUGCGGGCACCGAGUGCGUGUGUGUGUGUGUGUGUCUGUCUGGGUGUCUGUCUGUGUCCGUCCGUCCUGCUGCGGGUGUUGCUCGAUGCGCUGGUGCCGUCCCGUUGGGUUUUAGCAUUUCAAUUCAACCCAUGUAGCUCUGAAGGGAUUUUUCCCCGCCAUGACAACUGCUUGAUGCCCAUCGCCUGCCCCAAACCCAUCCCCAAUGGGAUAUCCCAAAGCCAUUCCAAUAGGAUCACUCCCAAACCCAUUCCCAAUGGGAUAUCCCAAAGCCAUUGCAAUGGAUCACUCCCAAACCCAUUCCCAAUGGGAUAUCCCAAAGCCAUUGCAAUGGGAUCACUCUCAAACCCAUCCCCAAUGGGAUAUCCCAAAGCCAUUGCAGUGGAUCACUUCCAAACCCAUUCCCAAUGGGAUAUCCCAAAGCCAUUCCAAUAGGAUCACUCCCAAACCCAUCCCCAAUGGGAUAUCCCAAAGCCACUGCAAUGGGAUCACUCCCAAACCCAUCUUCAAUGGGAACCCCCAAAGCCAUUGCAAUGGGAUCACUCCCAAAGCCAUUCCAAUAGGAUCACUCCCAAACCCAUUCCCAAUGGGAUAUCCCAAAGCCAUUCCAAUGGGAUCAUCCCUGAACCCAUCCCCAAGGGGAGAUCCCAAAGCCAUUGCAAUAGGAUCACUCCCAAACCCAUUCCAAUAGGAUCACUCCCAAACCCAUCCCCAAUGGGAACCCCAAAAGCCAUUCCAAUCACUCCCAAACCCAUUCCAGAUGGGAUAUCCCAAAGCCAUUGCAAUGGGAUCAUCCCUGAACCCAUCCCCAAUGGGAGAUCCCAAAGCCAUUCCAAUAGGAUCACUCCCAAACCCAUCCCCAAUGGGAACCCCCAAAGCCAUUGCAAUGGGAUCACUCCCAAACCCAUUCCAAAUGGAAUAUCCCAAAUCCAUUGCAAUGGGUUCACCCCCAAACCCAUCCCCAAUGGGAACCCCCAAAGCCAUUCCAAUAGGAUCACUCCCAAACCCAUCCCAAUGGGAACCCCAAAAGCCAUUCCAAUCACUCCCAAACCCAUUCCAGAUGGGAUAUCCCAAAGCCAUUGCAAUGGGAUCACCCCCAAACCCAUUCCCAAUGGGAUAUCCCAAAGCCAUUGCAAUGGGAUCACUCCCAAAAUCAUUACCAAGGGGAUCUCCUCAACUUAUUCCUAAUGGGAUAUCCCAAACCCAUUCCCAUUUGGAUCUCCCAAACCCAUUCCCAAUGGGGUCACUCCCAAACCACCUCCAGUGCCUUGGGGUCGUUUUUACCACUGAUGUGUCUGAAAUAAACGAUGGUGCGUGCUUUGUUUGAGCUUCUCCUCCCGACCCA